AGGUAUUGCAUCUGCAGACCUUAUUAAUAUGAGAUAACAUAAGAAUAGCACUCUGGUCGCUUUCGUGAGGAUCAUUUUCACCGUUUCGGAGCGGUGAGUCACACAGUGGUACGUUGCUACGGCAAUCGCCCAACUGUAAACAAAAUACGCCCUGACUAUCAUAUCAUGGCUCCACUUGAGAAUGGAUAAAAUCAAUGAGAUGCACACAUCGCAUCCUCAUCGUCCUCUCGUUGCACUUUUAAAUCAUUUAAAUCAACGUUUCUUAAGAGUAUGACCGUUUGAUAUCAUUUCAUUGGACGUUAUGAAUACAUUCAGGAGCAAAUCGCCUCCUCCAGGCCAUCCAGGGCCUUCAUAUAUGUCUGCCAAACAAGUUGGUGUCUACUUAUCCGAACUCCGUAGCAAUCCCAUUCCCCGUCCAAACGGUUCUCGACCACCUCCUUCCCACUUCGGCUCUAUCCGGUCACAAUCACGAUCCCCUGCACGACCUCCAAGCAUCUCUCGCCCACAAAGCGAAAUCAUCGUUGGCAACCUCAACCAAAUCGUGGACCUCCCUUCAGAGUCCGCUCUCCAACCCUCCAACUCCAUAUCAAAAUCUCGCCCACGUUCCAUCGCGAGUUUCCAUGCCGGAAGACCGCUGGCAAGACAACCUGGAGCAGACACCCCUGAGCCCAUCGAAAUCGACGACCUGCCAACAUCUGAUGUUGAUGCGAUAACAUACCACGAAAAUGGCCAACGACUCAUGGAAAAGCUUGAAGCACGAUCGCUUCGCCUUGCGUUGGAGGAUAUGGACCUUAAGGAGGAGGAGAAGAUCCACGCGGACGCUCAAGACGAGGCAAGUGAACUGGUCUGGAGGCACCAGAACCCGACUCCAAAUCCGAACCCAAACGCACCGUAUUCGUAUGGAACCACUCAAAAGCGGAACUAUCGAGAACAUCUCCGAAAGGGCAGCCAUGGUAACUCGGUGGGAAACGGGCAGCAAGAAAACAAGCCACCGAAAGUCGAGGACAGCGGCAAGAAACUCCCGAUACAGAUUCGACGGAACCCAUUCAUGCGGGCGAGAGGUCUUAAGAGCGAAGAUAGUCGGCCGCUGCCCCAAACAACCAGAUCAUCCCCAGACCCUGAGAAGGCUUCCACUCCUGUUCCCAUCACCCAAUCGACACAUUCACUGCCCCAAAAAUCCACAACAUCCCCGGUCCCUGACAAGUCUUCAACUCCUGUUCCCACCGCCAGAUCAUCACGCCCCCCUACUUCUGUUUUGCCCUCUGAGUCGAUCUCACGUAGCAUCACAAACGCUCCACCAGAACCCAAGCCUACAUCCGAUCCGGAAGAGCUAGAAAAACGCUCUGAUGACAUCCGAGCGGCCACGUCAAAACGACUCAGUGACCGAAGCACGAACCUUCCAACACCGUCCUUCGUUUCCGACAACCCCAACCGCCCCAUUGUCAGCUUCAAGUACGAUUGGAAGCCGAAGACCGUCGAGCUGAAACCCGAAGUGCAACAGGAGAAACCUUCGACUGAUCGGACUCCUCCACCACUAGUCUCCACCCGGCCUAUCCCAACCAUCAGCGUGAACGAGACUCCCUCCAUCUCCAUCUCCUCCCCUCCCAUCCCCUCCAUAUCCGUAAACGACACCCCCUCCAUUUCCAUCUCCAACCCCCCAAUCCCCACCAUCGCCAUUAACGACACCCCCAACCCCACCCCCACCAUCUCCACCUCCUCCUCCCCCCGCGCCCUCCCCAACCCCUCCGCUCACCGCUCCUCCCAACCCCGCACCACCCACAUCACUCCCGCCGGCCCCCUCCGCACCACCACCGCCCUCUGCACCACCUGUGCUCUUCCCAUCUCUGGCCGCGUAAUCUCCGCCGGCGGCUCGCGCUUCCACCCGCCCUGCUUCGCGUGCUUCGCCUGCGGCGAGCUGCUCGAAUGCGUAGCGUUCUACCCUGAGCCGGACGCAGCGCGGAAGGAGCGGAUCGAGCGAUAUCAGCGCGGCGAUUUGGAGGGGAAGGAGGAUGGGGGGGAAGCCCUGGAUCUGGAUCCUCGCGAUGGGGACGAGGGGACGCGGUUUUAUUGCCAUUUGGACUUUCAUGAGAAGUUCAGUCCGCGGUGCAAGAGUUGCAAGACGCCGAUUGAGGGGGAGGUGGUGGUGGCGUGUGGGGCAGAGUGGCAUGUCGGGCACUUUUUCUGCGCCGAGUGCGGCGAUCCGUUCGACGCGAAGACGCCGUUCGUGGAGAAAGAUGGGUACGCGUGGUGCGUCAACUGCCAUACGAACCGGUACUCGACGAAGUGUCGGAAGUGUCGGCGCCCGGUGACGGAUAUGGUGAUCAACGCGCUGGGGGCGGAGUGGCAUAACGAUUGCUUCUGCUGCAUGGAGUGUAAUGCGCCUUUUCCGGAUGGACGGUUUUUUGUGAGGAGUGAUGGCACGGAGCCGAUUUGCGUGGGGUGUGAGGAGCGGAGAUUGAAACGGUGAUAGAGGGGUCGAUGGAGAGGGUUGGCGUUUGGUGGGUGUGAGGGUUCAUAUAAUGCGUUUCACGUAGUCAGCAGCAUAGCGUUCAAUGCAUGUCCGGUGG
Molecule: messenger RNA, 2567 nt
Organism: Eremomyces bilateralis CBS 781.70
Lineage: Eukaryota; Fungi; Ascomycota; Dothideomycetes; Eremomycetales; Eremomycetaceae
Exons: 6
Coding region: 302-2467 (721 amino acids)
Cellular component (GO): Z disc; nucleus
Molecular function (GO): transcription coregulator activity
Source: RefSeq, a predicted model, not a curated record